AUGAAGGCGACCCUUCGCCCAACGAGCCUCCCUAAGUCCACACUGAGCAAGGCGGGGUCAGACCCGGCGCCUCUCUCCCGGCAAGGCCGCUGUGGCCGGAGCAGCUGCACUUCGGGGCGGGCGCUCUGUCGGCUCCUCCCCGGGGGCUGGCCGGGCUGCCUUCGGGUUCCGGAGGCAAGGCGAGGGCGGAUUUCCAUGGACUCGGCAGCGGCGCGGCUGGAAGCGGAGCGGAAGAGUCCGGCUUGGGGGGACUGCCGGCCAGGAGGACGCCUGGAUAUGAGCCACGGUUUCGUCAGGCACAUCAGGCGCAACCAGAUCGCCAGGGAUGACUAUGACAAGGAGAUGAAGCAAGCCAAAGAAAAGGUGAAGAAAAGACACACACCAGCCCCAGCCCGACCCAGAAAACCAGAUCAGCAGGUCUAUCAUCCACGUCAGAGAAGUAGAGCUGAAAUCACAUCUGGCUUGGAGUAUGAGGGCUCAAGUGAGAGUAGUUCCAGUACUGAACUAGACCCUUAUGGACCAGCACUCUUCUGCCUGGAAUAUGAGUCUGACAGUGGCAAGAUCACCUCAGUUGUUGUACACCAGGACAACGAUGCUGAUGAGGUGGUAGAGAAAAUCAGUGCCCAGAACCAACUGGAACCAGCUCUGCGUGAUGCCCUGAAGAAGCGGGUGCAGGAGGAGCUGGAGAAGCGACGGGUGAAGCGCUGAGACACAUUGGAGAUAUGUUGUUUGUUUGGCUGGAAAAUACUUUCUGCAAAAGGGGCAGUGAACUUGUUCCACAGUGUUUGGCUUGGAGGCUUCAAGAGGGUCAGGGAGUUAGCUGAAUCUUAUUACAGGUACCUGCUUCCUAGUAAUGUACUGCAACAUUGUUGUCAGUGCCUAAAAAGGAGUCAUUGGGAGAAGCUAGGGCAGCAGCAAGAGAAUGUCAGCCAGAAAUGGCGCAGGGACUUUUUGAAAGCUAUUUAGGAUCAGGAAGACAUAACCUAGUUGAAACCUAAUCAGAUGGUCUCUUGCAGCCCCGAGGAAUGGUCUCAUAACUAAACCCCUCUGUCAUGCUAGCCCAGCUUUAUCCCCUUUUGUGAGAUGCCACUGUUGGCUGUUGAAUCUCUAGAUUAGGUGAAUUCACACCAAGACAGAUGUUUCACAUUAUUGUUUUACAUUUUCCUCAGCCCAUUGGGUGGCACUUGAGCUGAGCAUUCAGUUUGCCUUGUCCGUGACCUGCAGGCAACUUGACAAACAAUUCCCCAGGAUGGUUGUGCUAUGAGCCUGGAGCACAUUGACUGGUGUGAGCAAGGGAAGUUACAAAGCAACAGAAAAGCAGUUGCUGAACUCUGCAGAAGUUAUUGAGCUUCCAUGGGGCUGUUGGUGGCAGUGAGCCUUGUAAUAUACAUCUGGUCCACACUCAGAUUUGACCCAUACAUAUAUCUUUCUACAAUAUCCUGUUUCAAAAUACACAGGUUCCAGAUCAACAUCUCAUUAAGACUGUGUAGCAUUUUCUUGGCAUUGAUAGGAUGUAUCAAUUGGCUGAGUUACAUCUGGCUUUCAGUUGAGUUCUCUAGGCUAAAAAUGAAUUUGCAUUGCUCUGCACUAAUAAAUAUUUUCAAAAACA
This is a messenger RNA of Eublepharis macularius, 1609 nucleotides long. It is a transcript of the gene C14H2orf68, whose product is annotated as chromosome 14 C2orf68 homolog. The record is from RefSeq and is a predicted model, not a curated record. NCBI's taxonomy places the organism in Eukaryota, Metazoa, Chordata, Lepidosauria, Squamata, Eublepharidae. The coding region runs from base 1 to 708 and encodes 235 amino acids. The transcript is spliced from 4 exons.